Messenger RNA from Rattus rattus (black rat), 2376 nucleotides. RefSeq names its product mitogen-activated protein kinase 11 (gene Mapk11). Gene Ontology annotation, biological process: intracellular signal transduction; protein phosphorylation. The record is from RefSeq and is a predicted model, not a curated record. Gene Ontology annotation, cellular component: nucleus; cytoplasm. NCBI's taxonomy places the organism in Eukaryota, Metazoa, Chordata, Mammalia, Rodentia, Muridae. Gene Ontology annotation, molecular function: ATP binding; MAP kinase activity. The coding region runs from base 85 to 1179 and encodes 364 amino acids. The transcript has 12 exons.
CUUUGCUCAGCGGUGCUGGGCGUGGGGCGCGGGCCGGGUGCUGCGCGGGGAUCCGGGGCGCUCGCUCCAGCUGCCUCUGCGGAUAUGUCGGGUCCGCGCGCGGGAUUCUACCGGCAAGAGCUGAACAAAACAGUAUGGGAGGUGCCGCAGCGGCUGCAGGGCCUACGCCCGGUGGGCUCCGGCGCCUACGGCUCGGUCUGUUCGGCCUACGACGCGCGGCUGCGCCAGAAGGUGGCUGUGAAGAAGCUGUCUCGCCCUUUCCAAUCGCUGAUCCACGCGAGGAGGACAUACCGUGAGCUACGCCUACUCAAACACCUGAAGCACGAGAACGUCAUAGGACUUUUGGACGUCUUCACGCCGGCCACAUCCAUCGAGGAUUUCAGCGAAGUGUACCUCGUGACCACCCUGAUGGGCGCUGACCUGAAUAACAUCGUCAAGUGUCAGGCCCUGAGCGAUGAGCAUGUUCAGUUCCUUGUCUACCAGCUGCUGCGUGGGCUGAAGUAUAUCCACUCGGCGGGCAUCAUCCACCGGGACCUGAAGCCCAGCAAUGUAGCGGUGAAUGAGGACUGCGAGCUGAGGAUCCUGGACUUUGGGCUGGCACGCCAGGCUGAUGAGGAGAUGACUGGAUAUGUGGCCACACGGUGGUACCGGGCUCCAGAGAUCAUGCUGAACUGGAUGCACUACAACCAGACAGUGGACAUCUGGUCUGUGGGCUGCAUCAUGGCUGAGCUGCUCCAAGGAAAGGCCCUCUUUCCUGGAAACGACUACAUCGACCAGCUGAAGCGAAUCAUGGAGGUGGUGGGCACACCCAGCCCUGAGGUUCUGGCAAAGAUAUCCUCAGAGCAUGCCCGGACGUACAUCCAGUCUCUGCCUCCCAUGCCCCAGAAGGACCUCAGCAGUGUCUUCCAUGGAGCUAACCCUCUGGCUGUAGACCUCCUUGGAAGAAUGCUGGUGCUAGACAGUGACCAGAGAGUCAGUGCGGCCGAAGCCUUGGCCCAUGCAUACUUCAGCCAGUACCAUGACCCCGACGAUGAGCCAGAGGCCGAGCCCUAUGACGAAAGUGUCGAGGCCAAGGAGCGCACCCUGGAGGAGUGGAAGGAGCUUACUUACCAGGAAGUCCUUAGCUUCAAGCCCCUGGAAACAUCGCAGCUCCCUGGCACCCAUGAAAUUGAGCAGUGAGGCAUUGCCUGAGGGGGGAGACCUGAGCCUGUCCCCUUUCCUCAGCUUGCUGGCUUUCCUCAAGAGGUGCCUCUCAGGCAGCCCUGACACUUAACCUGGGACCCCCUAGCCUUGAGAAGCUCUACACCUAUACACACGAAUGCACGGAUGUGUCUGUAACCCUGCUGUUAUGUGUCGGAGUCUGGGCAGUAGUGGACCUACCUUGGUCCACCCAGGUCCACCUCAGCGUGUGGGAUCCGAAUGGGUCCCUGCCCCUGUCCAGAUCUCUUCUGUUCUUGAGGACUAUCUGGAUUGGGAGGAAGGCAAAUGGGCCAUGGUCCCUGGAGACUCUGGGGGGAGGGAGAGUCACAGUGGUUGGAGAUGCUCAACCAGGAAGUGAGUAGCGGGAAAGCUGAGGCAGGCCCAGUGCCUCACCCAACUGAGUGGCGGUUUCCUCUGGGGAUGGGAAGGCCGCGACCACUAUCAGAUUAGCUGUCUAAUCAGAAAAGCCUGCUGAAGCUUUGUGGUUCCUGUGAUAUGAGGGUAAAUGGGUGUGAUUGUGCACCCUGGUAUACACAUCAGCAAAUGCAGGCAUGCGCUGGUGUGUAUGAAUCUAUGAGCACACAAGAGCCCGCAGCCAUUUCUGGUAUGACGCCUAAGUUGGAGACACUCUUGCCUCCUCUCCUCCCAAGUUCCGGUUGUCUAAUGGGUCUUGUGACCCAGCUUUGAACCAGGCUAAGGCUCCGAGAGGGGCCAAGAUCCAUUAGUUUAAGCAAACAUAGGGUAUAAGGAGCUGCAGCAGGAUCCUGAGUCACAAAGGCACAAUGCCAGCUGGGAAUCCGAUGGAGUUGGUGGUCUGAUCUCAAGGAUGCUAGGUGGCCAGCACCCACGGAUGUGAACUUGGACAUUCUCGCCCCGGGACUUUGAUUCAAAGCUGACAAAUGUCUGUCCACAUUCUACCUCCUCCUACCCUUGUAGCAGUGUGGUUGGGCUGGGGUGCCCUGGUUUGUGAGUCACCCCCUUGUCUCCCCAUCCCCCAGAGAGGAGCUGACCAAGUAACUUUUGAGGUAGGGCCCUGUUGGAAGACAUGUUGGGGGUGUGACUCCUCCCUGAAGAGAUGAUGAUCUCUUGCUAUCAGGGACCAGGGGGCUCUGGAUGUCAAGUGCCUGCACCAAGAGUGCACAAUAAAGGGGUUUCCCUCUUGCUCUUGUUUGUGUG